Molecule: messenger RNA, 801 nt
Organism: Dendrobium catenatum
Lineage: Eukaryota; Viridiplantae; Streptophyta; Magnoliopsida; Asparagales; Orchidaceae
Exons: 1
Coding region: 1-801 (266 amino acids)
Molecular function (GO): protein dimerization activity
Source: RefSeq, a predicted model, not a curated record
AUGAACUCGCAACGUACGAGCAUGCUGGAUGCCAGACAACCUUUAGAGGCUAUGUUCACAUCUACACAGUGGUUGAGUUGUGCUUGGGCGAAGAAGGCUGAGGGAAAAGAGAUUAGAAAGAUUGUUUUAAAUGACAGAUUUUGGCAAAGUGUCUUAUAUGCCAUUACAACCACUAGACCUUUGGUUCAUGUUUUAAGGAUGGUGGAUGCUGAGAAGAAGCCUGCAAUGGGUUUCAUCUACAAUGCUAUGGAUGAAGCCAAAGAGAUGAUUGCCUCCAACUUAGGAGGCAGUGAGGGAAGCUUUAGGGAAAUUUGGAAUAUUAUUGAUGAUAGGUGGGAACUACAGCUUCACCGACACUUGCAUGCCGCUGGCUACUACCUAAACCCUCAGUAUCAAUAUGCAGAGAACAAGUCUACAAACCCUGAAAUAAAGUUGGGAUUAUAUCAUUGCAUGGAUCGUCUAAUAAGUGAUGCAACUGAAAGAUCAAAUGCUGACUUGCAAUUGGUACCUUUUAGGAACAAAGAAGGUUUUUUUGGAUUACAACAAGCAAAAGAUACAAUUGCCAAACGAUCUCCAGUUGAGUGGUGGAUUCAAUUUGGUGAUGGGACUCCAGAAUUACAACGUUUUGCUGUGAAAGUUUUGGGCUUGACAUGCUCUUCAUCUGGCUGUGAAAGAAAUUGGAGUACCUACAACCAAUUACAUACAAAGAGGAGAAAUCGUUUGUCGACAUUGAGGAUGAACUCACUGGUGUACAUUAUGUAUAAUAGGAGACUCAGAGAUAGAAAUUUGAAGAAAAAAUGA